AUGGUCAAGGCGAAGAAGUUGUUACUCAAGUAUGCCGAUGUAUUCUCAUCAAACGAUGCUGACAUAGGAAAGACUGGCUUAGUUCAACACAAAAUAAACACAGGAGAAGAAUUGCCUAUCCGUCAGCGGCCAAGAAGAUUGCCGGUAGCACGUGAAAAGGAAGUGGAAACCAUGAUUGAGGGAAUGGUGAAGGGUGGUGUUAUUGAACCUUCAUCUUGUCCAUGGUGUUCAACCGUGGUGCUGGUAAAGAAGAAGGAUUGCAGCAUGCGGUUCUGUGUUGAUUACCGCCGUCUGAACGACGUUACAAAGAAGGACAGCUAUCCCUUGCCAAGAAUUGAUGACACGCUGGACAUGCUUAGAGGAGUUGUGCGAUUGACGUUAAGCAAGGUGUUUUGA
Parnassius apollo (apollo) is the source of this 396-nucleotide messenger RNA. The record is from the annotation of a GenBank genome assembly. Lineage: Eukaryota; Metazoa; Arthropoda; Insecta; Lepidoptera; Papilionidae.